This is a messenger RNA of Monodelphis domestica (gray short-tailed opossum), 6563 nucleotides long. RefSeq names its product integrin subunit alpha 4 (gene ITGA4). Lineage: Eukaryota; Metazoa; Chordata; Mammalia; Didelphimorphia; Didelphidae. Gene Ontology annotation, molecular function: integrin binding. Gene Ontology annotation, cellular component: external side of plasma membrane; integrin complex. Gene Ontology annotation, biological process: cell adhesion mediated by integrin; cell-cell adhesion; integrin-mediated signaling pathway. The record is from RefSeq and is a predicted model, not a curated record.
GAAAUGAAUUUUUUUUAAACAGCAACUUAGCUUCUCUUGGCCCUUUAAAAACCAAGUUCCUAGAUUUGGGGCACUUGAGUGAAGCCCCUCUCCCUGACCCCACCCUUUCCUCUGGACUUGCUGCUCACCACCAAAGAAAAGGAAUUUCUAGAGAAUUAUUCAUUGGAACAGCCAGAAUCUUUGGAUUUCCAGAAGUAGCAAAGUUAGGCACUCUUUGUCAAAGGAUGAAAACAAAAUCUCCAGAUUGAACCUCUCUCGUUCCUCAAGAAAGACUAAAGAGAAUCCGUCUGCUUCUAGAUCUUAGGCCAAGUCUAGGCAUCUCAUUUGAUUCUAAGGCGGAGCAGCUGGACGCGCACACAUCUGGACCUGCCGAAAUCUCCUAGCGCCCUCUGCAGCCCGUCUGGCCAGGCCGGAGGGCGGGUGGGGACUCCAAGCUGCCUCACACCCCUCCAACUCUCUACCACACCCCUGGACCCCACCCAGUCUUGUCUAGGAGGCAAGGCGGGAGUCCCCAACUUCUCGAUACAGAAACAGGGCGUGGGGGGCCAGGAGCCCACGGAACCCACAGCCGUUGGGGACGCUCCGCCCGCUGUGAACUUCCUCCUCCUCCUCCUCCUCCUCCUCCUCCUCCCAACGCUCUCCUCCACCCCCAUCACCCCGUGCCGCCAGCCUGCUCCUGGCGCCCCGCCGCUGGAGACACGCGGCUGCGUCCUCGGUGCACUUGGGGCGCUCUUCUCUGCCCAUUCGCGCAUAACUUCUGAACUGUGUGCGGCUUGUUGGAUGUCCCGAACAGGGAGAGCAUGGCUUGGAAAGAAAGUCGAGAGGCUAUUCCCCUAGGGGUGGCCAUCUGGAAGGCGGUGAUUGUCCUUCUCUGCUCCUGUAUCCCAAGGAUCUAUCCCUACAACUUGGACACGGACAACGCACUGCUCUUUAACGGACCCAAAGGGACUCUCUUUGGCUAUUCAGUUGUCUUGCACAGCCAUGGGGACAGCAGAUGGCUUGUGGUAGGAGCCCCUACCGCCAACUGGCAAACCAACGCUUCAGUGGUCAACCCCGGUGCAAUAUUCAGAUGCAAGAUUGGAGACAACCCUAACAGGACUUGCGAACAACUCCAGCUGGGCAGCCCUGCUGGAGAAUAUUGUGGGAAGACAUGUUUGGGAGAAAGAGACAAUCAGUGGUUGGGGGUCAGUCUUUUCAGACAACCAAAAGAGCAUGGAGCUAUUGUGGCUUGUGGACAUCGAUGGAAAAAUAUAUACUACAUGAAAAAUGAAAAUAAGCUUCCCACUGGUGUUUGUUAUCUAAUGCCCCCUGACCUGCGAACAGAGCAGAGUAAAAGAAUAGCACCCUGUUAUCAAGAUUAUCAGAAAAAAUUUGGAGAAUACUUUACAUCAUGUCAAGCUGGAAUAUCUAGUUUUUAUACAGAAGACUUAAUUAUUUUAGGAGCCCCUGGAUCAUAUUACUGGACAGGUUCACUCUUUGUGUACAACAUUACUGCAAAUGAAUACAAGGCUUUUAUGGACAGAAUGAAUAAAGUAAAAUUCGGAAGCUAUCUAGGAUAUGCUGUUGGUGCUGGUCAUUUUCGGGAUCACCAGCGUAUGGAAGUUGUUGGAGGAGCUCCACAGCAUGAACAGAUUGGUAAGGCAUACAUAUUCAGUGUUGAAGCAAGAGAUCUAAAUAUAUUGUAUGAAAUGAAGGGGAAGAAGCUUGGUUCAUAUUUUGGAGCCUCGGUUUGUGCAGUGGAUCUCAAUGCUGAUGGCCUCUCGGACUUACUUGUUGGUGCCCCUAUGCACAGUAUUAUCAGGGAAGAAGGAAGAGUUUUUGUUUACAUCAACUCAGGCUCAGAAGGAAAAAUGAAAGAACUGGAAACUGAGCUGGUUGGAAGUGACAAACAUGCUGCAAGAUUUGGAGAGUCCAUACUAAAUCUAGGGGAUAUUGAUAAUGAUGGUUUUGAAGAUGUUGCCAUUGGGGCUCCUCAAGAAGAUGAUUUACGUGGUGCUAUUUAUAUUUACAAUGGCAGAAUAGAUGGGAUAUCACCAUCCUUUUCACAGAGAAUCGAAGGACGUCAGAUCAGUCAGUCCCUACGCAUGUUUGGACAAUCAAUAUCUGGAGGCAUUGAUGCAGAUCAUAAUGGAUAUCCAGAUGUAGCAGUUGGUGCCUUUUGGUCUGAUUCUGCUGUGGUGCUAAGGACAAGACCAGUAGUAAUUGUUGAGGCUUCUUUAAAACAUCCUGAUUCAGUGAACCGAACUAAAUUUGAAUGUAUUGAAAAUGGACAACCUUCUGUAUGUAUGGACCUGACCCUCUGCUUUUCAUACAGAGGCCGAGAGGUCCCAGGCUACAUUGUUUUGUUUUAUAAUGUGAGCCUGGAUGUGAACAGAAAGGCCGAGACCCCAUCAAGAUUUUACUUUUCUUCUAAUGGGACAUCUGAUGUGAUUUCAGGAAGCAUUAAUGUAUCCAAUAUUACUGAAAACUGCAGGAAGCAUCAGGCAUUUAUGCGGAAAGAUGUAAGGGAUAUUCUUACUCCAAUUCAUGUUGAAGCAGCUUACCACCUUGGACAUCAUGUAACCAGUAAGAGCAGCACUAAAGAAUUUUCACCACUUCAACCAAUUCUUCAACAGAAGAAAGAAAAAGACAUAAUUAGAGAAAAGAUAACCUUUGCAAGAUUUUGUAGCCGUAAAAAUUGUUCUGCUGAUUUACAAGUGUCUUCAAAAAUUGGAUUUCCAAAGCCAUAUGAAAAUAAAAAUUACCUUGCAGUUGGAAGUAUGAAGACUCUAAUGUUGAAUGUUUCAUUGACUAAUGCUGGAGAUGAUGCAUAUGAUACAACUCUGCACAUUCAUCUACCCAAAGGUCUUUACUUCAUUAAAAUUUUGGAUCUGGAAGAGAAACAACUAUAUUGUGAAGUAACAGAAAAUUUGGGUGUAGUGAAACUUGUCUGCAGGGUUGGUCAUAUAUUUGUGGAUCAUCUAUCAAAGGAAGAUAUUAGUUUUCUCCUGGAUGCAAGUUCACUUAGCAAAGCAGAAGAUGACCUCACCAUUACAGUUAAUGCCACCUGUGAAAAUGAAUGGGAAAUGGACAGUCUAUUGGAUAAUAAUAUGACUUUAAUGAUACCACUGAAGUAUGAGAUUCAAUUAAAUGUUCAUGGGUUUGUAACUCCAGCUUCAUUUAUUUAUGGACCAAGUGAAGAAAAUGAACCUGAUAUGUGUAUGAUGGAGAAAAUCAAUUUUACUUUUCAUGUAAUUAAUGCAGGACCCAGCAUGGCCCCUAAUGUGAGUGCAGAAAUCAUGAUACCCAACUCAUUCACUCCAUAUUACCACAAAUUAUUCAACAUUUUGGAUGUCCAGACAACAGCUGGAAAAUGUGAUUUUGACGAUUAUCAAAGGGUUUGUGCUUUAUCACAAGAAAAGAGGAAAACAGGAGCCCUAAAAGAUAUAGUUAACUUCUUUUCAAAAACUGAUAAAAGGUUGAUGUACUGUAUAAAAAAUGAUCCUCAUUGCUUAAUUUUUUCAUGCAAUUUUGGAAAAAUGGAAAGUGGAAAAGAAGCCAGUGUCCAUAUUCAUUUAGAAGGCCGGCCAUCAAUUUUAGAAAUGGAUGAGGCCUCAACACUCAAGUUUGAAGUAAAAUCUACAGUCUCAUCAGAACCAAAUCCAAAAGUUAUUGAACUGCAUAAGGAUGAAAAUGUUGCAUAUGUCCAUCUGGAUGGAUUGCAUCAUAAAAAGCCUAAACCAUAUUUUCGUACAAUGAUUAUUUCAACCAGUUUUAUACUGGGUUUCACUGUAUUUUUAUUCCUCUUAUAUGUCAUGUGGAAGGCGGGUUUCUUUAAAAGAGAAUACAAAGCUAUUCUACAAGAAGAAAACAGAAGAGACAGUUGGAGCUAUGUCAACAGCAAUAAGGAGAAUUAAAGACGUCUUUAAAUUAUAAUAGACUCAGGUUAACUAAAAAGUUGAAAGAUAUUGUUUUCAAGAAAACAUUGGCAACUGAAUUUUACUGGAUUUACUCAUCUGGGGGGAGCUUAAAUUUGACCUUUGGCCUAAGGCAUUAUAUUUCAAGUAAAGCAAGAAGAAUGAAAAGGACUAUCUGAAAUAACAAAGACAGCAUCUUUCUCAGGUGCCAAAAGGACUGAAGAACACUAAAAAGUUUGAUUUCUCCAGGAUGAAUAGUACUCUGAAGAGAUCAUGGGAUGCCAAUAUAUCUCAUGGAGACAAUAAGAAACAAGUAAGCCUUUUUACUUGAAGCAUCCUUUCAAAAAAAUGCACCUACUAGAUGUACUCUUGUAAUGUUGAAACUAGCUCUAAUCGAAUGAACAUUAGUUGCCUUUGAAGAAUGAUAGUUUAUUUAAAAUAACUCAAUUCACUUGGAUCUCAAUUAGAUAAGUAUUUGUCAAGGAGCUAAGAAUACUUAGUAAACAGUGUUAACAGAGGAAAAUAAUUGCUGAGCUAAUGUGCAUAGUUGGUCAAACGUGAGACUAACUGGUUGUACUUAAGAGAAUGAAUGAUGGUGUGAACUUUCUUAGGUCUAUGGAUUUACAUAUACAUAUAUGUAAAAUAAGCAUUGUUAUAUAUAAUAUGUAAAACUUGUUUAUGUGUCUUCAAAUAAUGUGAAUAUAUGGAAGUAUAUUCACAGUAUAAAUUCUUCCAUGGUACCCAUGAACAAAUCAAAGAAAAUAGGUUUUUUUUAAGUGAUUAUUUGUAAAUUUGAAAAAUCAUUUACUUCUGUGAUAUUUUAAAUACUGAGACAGCAUAUUGUUUGUGUUGCACUUUAGCUAAUAUCUAAAUAGGAAAUACACUGAUGUAUAUGAUGUAUGUAUUGUGAAAACCAUACCUUACUAAUGGUGAAAAACAGUAUUAAAGUUGUGUAAGGACAAUCAUUAUAUGCAAAUAAUUUUUAUUCUGAUUGGACAAUAAUGAAAUGCACUAAUAUAUAUUUGAAUAGUUGUGUGUACUGUUCAACUAGAAGUAUUGAAUGGAUUCUCAUCAGUAUUUUUUACAAAGGAUUCAAAAGAAGUCAAAUUUAACUAUAAAUAAAAAUAUUUUGAGGAUUGUAGGAUAAAUACAGUGAAUAUAAAUGUAGCAAAUGUUUUCAUAAAAUGUAAGGUAGUUUUUUAAAGUCAUGAAGUAGCUUUUUCCAGGAUAUUAAGUAAUUUAUGUUGUAUUUGCUAAUUUGUACUAUUUAUUACACGUAUAUGAAUUAGGUGACAUAAAAUGGGCAAAUACAAUUUCAUUAGAAUCUGCUUGUAUCUUGUACAUAUGACAAAAUGUGUAACUUUUUAAAAGCCUGAUAAAGAUAAAAUCUCUUUUCCAUUCUUCCAGUUCUUUGGUUUAUUUUUACAUCCUUUCAUUUACUCAGUAAAACUAAAACAGCGUAUUUUAUUUUAAAAAUCUACACAAACUAAUGAACACAUCAAUUAGAUAAAUGGUAUUUCUAUGUAUCUCUUAUUAAGUAGUAACAUUAAAGACCUCUAAAUUUGUGAUCUUUGGUUUUCUAUCUCCAGAAGAAUUCUGUUUUAGAAGAACUCUUUAAUUUGGCCUCCUUCCUAUUUGGAAAUGAGUAUUUCAGUACUAGGGGGUCACACCUACAGGGCAUUUGCCAGUUGUGUGCCAAAGCACAGUAAUUUCUAAGACCAUGUGUCCCAGCUUUGAGAAAAAAAAUAUAAACUUUUAAAAUUUAUUCUAAACUAUGAGGGAGAAGCAUUUUUAAAAUGUCAAAUGAAUACUGAUUUUAUAUAUCUUUUAAAUACAGAGUAUAAGAAUUUCAGUUAGCUGACAAAAUGAUAUGCACAUGUAAAUUAUGAUUUUCAUGUUUCUAAUUUUGUUCUUUCUCUGGAGAUGGACAUUCACAGGUUGUUCUCCAAAUGUUAAUCCUAUGGUGGUAUAUCAUGUUUUCUUGGUUCUGCUUAUUUCACCUUUCAUUAUUUCAUGUAGGUCUUUCCAAGUUUAAAAAAAUCAACCUGCUCAUUGUUUUGGAUACCCCCCUCAAUUUCCAGUUAUUGUGCAACCACAAAGAGAGUUGCUAUAAAUAUUUUGAAACAUAUGAGUUUUUCCCCUUUUCUAUGCUCCCUGAUAUUGUUGGGUCUAAGAGUAUACAGUUUUAUAAUUUUCUGGGCAUAAUUCCAAAUUGCUUUCCAAAAUUGUUAGACUAGUUUGCACUUCCUCCAACAGUAUGUUAAUAUCCUAAUUUUUCCACAUCCCCUCCAACAUUUAUCAUUUUGCUCUUUUAUCCUUCUAGCCAAUCUGAUGAGUGUGAGAUGAUAUCUCAGAAUUUUGCGUUGAUUUUUAUUUCUCUAAUCAGUACUUAUUUAGAGCAUUUCCCCAAAUACUUGUAUUUUGUUGAUUUCUUCAUCCAAAAACUGUUCCUAUCCUUUAUCCAUUUGUCAAUUAGGGGAUGGCUCUUAUAUUUAUAAAUUUGACAAAGUUCUCUAAAAAUUUAAGAUCUGAAACCUCUAUUUUAGAAAUUGUCUAUAAAAUGUAUUCCCCAGUUCUCUGCUUUCCUUUGAAUCGUGGCUACAUUAAUUUUAUUUGUACAAAAAGUUUUAAAUUUUAUGCAAUUAAAAUUAUCCAUUUUACAUCUCA